AUGCAUGAGGAUCUUGGUCGUUUGUUAGAAGGGGGACGUUUUAAGGGCAAGAAGGGACUGCAAGAGAACCUUCGGCGUUUCUUGGAGAGAGAACGACCCAACGCUCAUCCUCAGCCGGAUCAUUCCAACGACUUUUUUAACGGCUUGAGAGAACUUGUCAAUUUGGAUAGGGGCAUUGGUCGUUCCUUUGAACAUUCCAAGGACAAGAAAGACCUUGCCAGAAUGCGAGAGCUCCUUCGUCGUUACUUUGAUAGAGAGUUUGAGAAGUUGAGAAGUUCGAAAGCCCAUCAUCGGCGAGAGGAUUUCGACGACGGGAGUGAAAUUGCCAAUAUAAGAGAGGAUCUCCGUAGUCUCUUGAAGGGGGGACGUGCCAAGGACAGGAAAGAAGUUGCCAGAAUACGGGGGAACCUUGGUCGUUUCUUGGAGAGGGAACAUCCGAACGCCUAUCCUGGGACGGACGAGGAAGCCAGGGUGCAAACCUUCGUCGAAAACUUCCGUAGACUAUUGCAGAGGCAGCGCUCGAAGAGGCUCAGCGACAGGGAAGAGUUUUCCAAAGAGCAAGAGAAUCUUCAUCCAGGUUUACCAAAAAAAGGUAUGGCUGCUUCUGCCAGUUCUGAAACCAACAUCUCUACAGCCAGCGGCGUCACCACAGUAAUGGCAACGAUUGCUGGAAAACUUUACACAGCCACUUUUUCCAAAGAAAACAACAACAUAUUUACCGCUUUUUUUCUAUGGAAAAAUAAGGGGAAGCCGUAA
This is a messenger RNA of Haemonchus placei, 756 nucleotides long. The record is from the annotation of a GenBank genome assembly. Lineage: Eukaryota; Metazoa; Nematoda; Chromadorea; Rhabditida; Trichostrongylidae.